CAGGUGCUUGCCUUGAUUGCAUCAACUUCUUCCUCCCCGAACCAGACGCUGUUGCUUGUGUACAGUAGACUGAGACUUCUAUCGCAAUCCUGUGUUCCAGCAAUGGUCGACCUUCAUUCCUUACCGGCCGGCUCGCGGCCCGAACAUGCAGUCCGCAAUAAUGGACCGGACAACCUCGUACUUGAGAGAUACAAGCUGCGUGAAUUGGCUGAAGGCUGGCCGCUCUAUAGGGAUGCGUGCGAAUGGGAGAACCUCAAAUCCAUCUUCCACCCCGACGCUUACAUCUACACUACCUGGACAGGGAGGACACACUACCUGGAUUUCAUCAAGGCAUCGCAGGCAGGCAUGGACAAGGGGGCCUUCAUCAUGCAUCGCUGCCACGGAAGCACCACCGACAUCAACCGCGAGGCCACGCGGGCGGUGACCAAGAUGAAGGCGACCAUCACCCAGCGAUUCGCGGUGGACGGCUGCGAGGUCGACGCCGAGAGCGACUGCCGCUUCUGCUUUUUCUGGGUCAAGCUGCCCGACACGGGCGAGUGGCGGGCCAGGUUCGUGCGGCAUUGGUAUGAAAAGGACAAAUUGAUCCCCGUCAACCCUGCCAAAGUGCCCAUCCUCGACGAGCAGCGCUUGAAGGACUAUCCAAGCGGCUAUCGGUAUCUGGCCUACCUCCAGGAAGUGACCAUGGGCGUCACGGUGCUCCGCGACAUGCCUGGGCACAGGCGUGAGAGCGGAGUGGAAGGCGGCAGCAAAGACUGUGGAGACAAGCAUGAUCUUCUCUACUGGCAGUGUAAAGCCUGGGUCGAGGGCAAGGACAUGGAGAUCUGAAACCAAUGUAUACAAAGGGGCUGUACCAUAGACGAAUUUGUCGCCCUCUCUAUUAAAGAGCGACGAGGGCCGCAGCCUCGUAGCCUUGCGUGUGCUGUGCCCCCCCAC
Messenger RNA from Cladophialophora immunda, 933 nucleotides. RefSeq lists its product as uncharacterized. The coding region runs from base 103 to 825 and encodes 240 amino acids. The record is from RefSeq and is a predicted model, not a curated record. The transcript is spliced from 3 exons. NCBI's taxonomy places the organism in Eukaryota, Fungi, Ascomycota, Eurotiomycetes, Chaetothyriales, Herpotrichiellaceae.